Messenger RNA from Suillus bovinus, 699 nucleotides. RefSeq lists its product as uncharacterized. The transcript has 4 exons. Bases 1 to 699 code for a protein of 232 amino acids. The record is from RefSeq and is a predicted model, not a curated record. Lineage: Eukaryota; Fungi; Basidiomycota; Agaricomycetes; Boletales; Suillaceae.
AUGGCAAGGCAGUGCAGGGAUGGAAUCACAUGGCCACUGCAAGACUACUUUGUCCCGCUCAUAACAUUCUUGAGUUCGAUGAAGACCCACAGACCAAUGUCUGCUUUGUCGAAAGAGUGCACCCAUCACUCUUCAAAGCCUGCAAAGGGCAAAAAACACCAUCUGAUGGAGCCAGGACCCAGAAACAUCAUGUAUGCUGCAAUACAGAUGUACUUCGUUGCAUGUAAUGGUGAAUCCUGGACAUCCGAGGUUGGCACUAUGAAUCUUAAUGACUUAUACUAUACUGCGGUUGACCUUCUUGAGACGCAUGCGGAUGAGCAAUGGGUGAAGGAUUUGUUACAGUUUUGGAAAGUCGAGACACCUGGACUUAUGCAAGGUCAUCCAUCGAAGCACUGGAGGAUUGCCGCAAACUCAAUGGCAUCAGACAGCAAAGAUGAUAUGGACGACUUUUUUGGCAAUGACUCUGAAGAAACACAAGGCAGAUCCGGGUGCAAUAGAUCGACCAUGGAUCAUGAGUCAAAUGCACCAGCAGGCAGUAUCAAUGAUCCAACAAGUACUAUGCAACGCGAAUCCGACACUGGCAACACUAUUGGACUCACUGGCAGCUCCACAGGUGGUGCUACCACAGCGGCUGCUGAAUCCGAUUCGACAUGUGGCACUGCUGCUGCUGGAUCAAGCUCAACAGAUGGUGCUGGAUAG